Messenger RNA from Salvelinus namaycush (lake trout), 1198 nucleotides. RefSeq names its product cytosolic iron-sulfur assembly component 2B-like. Bases 116 to 601 code for a protein of 161 amino acids. Gene Ontology annotation, biological process: iron-sulfur cluster assembly. Lineage: Eukaryota; Metazoa; Chordata; Actinopteri; Salmoniformes; Salmonidae. Gene Ontology annotation, cellular component: cytosolic [4Fe-4S] assembly targeting complex. The transcript is spliced from 5 exons. The record is from RefSeq and is a predicted model, not a curated record.
CUGCGUACGUUUUGACGUCUACAGUUUCCGGAAGUGGAUCGUUCAGUCCCGUGGGUCAGAGUAAAAAACGAUAGCGCAAACAAAUAUACGUAUUUCUUUAAUUUCAACAUCACAAAUGUCAGGGGGGACCAGUUUAGAGAACGCGAAUCCCUUGAUUUUUCAACGAACAGGCGAGAGACUUCAGACCGCAAAUGACGAGGACGAAGAUGUUGCUGAUCCCAUCGACGACAGAGAAAUAUUUGAUCUCAUCAGAUCCAUUAAUGAUCCUGAACACCCACUGUCCCUCGAGGAGUUGAAUGUCGUGGAACAAGUGCGAGUGCGCGUAGAUGACCAAGAGAACACAGUGGGUGUGGAGUUCACCCCCACUAUACCCCACUGCAGCAUGGCAACUCUCAUAGGCCUGUCCAUCAAAGUCAAACUGCUGCGGUCCCUGCCAGAAAGGUUUAAGAUUGAUGUGCACAUCACUCCUGGGACGCAUGCCUCAGAAGAUGCAGUCAAUAAACAGCUGGCAGACAAAGAGAGAGUGGCCGCUGCACUCGAGAACUCCCAGCUUCUGGAGGUGGUCAACCAGUGUCUGAUAUCCAAUGCAAGGACAGGCUGACCCCUCCUGAUGGAUCAAUUGAAAAUUCUUCUUAGUCCAGGACUAGGCUUAAUGUUUCUCUCCUGACAUGCUAACUGGACUGGUUGUUCAGUUUAUGUUGAGUAAAUGGCAAAUGUAUCACGUAUGCUGCCAUUGUAUUAUUUUAAUCUAACAGAAUUCCAAUGUAUUUCUGCUAUAGGCAGAAAUAACUAUACUGUGUGUUUCGUAUGUCUUCACUAUAUUCCUGACAUCUUCAGUUUAACAGUAUUAUAGAGAAGCAUUGUAUCCUUUAUUAUACAAGUAAAGCAAUAAAAUACAGGUUCAUCUUAUUAUGUCAUUGAAAAUAUACCUGAUAUUAAUGGCAUUUGCAAAGAGAACCAAGAAAAUGCAUACGUCUCUUAUAAAUGAAGCAAUCUCAACGUACACAAUGACAUGAAAGCCCAAAGACUGGGGAAGUGGCCCUGACACUGACUGAAUAAGAAAGGCCUUAGUUUAUAACAUAUGUCGUGGGGAGAAAUUAUAUAUAGUAUAAUACUUGUGCCAUUGGAUUUCCAUCAGAUGCCUUAUUUCAUAUUUGUCAAAAAUACAAUAAAAUAGUGUACAAUCUGUGAAAUAGCA